Sycon ciliatum is the source of this 1572-nucleotide messenger RNA. RefSeq lists its product as uncharacterized. The transcript has 5 exons. The record is from RefSeq and is a predicted model, not a curated record. NCBI's taxonomy places the organism in Eukaryota, Metazoa, Porifera, Calcarea, Leucosolenida, Sycettidae. The coding region runs from base 233 to 1297 and encodes 354 amino acids.
AUUUUUCCGCAGAAAUCAAUCAUUUGCAAUGAGUAGCCCUCGGCUCAGCUCAACAGGCUUUGUGGGAUCCAGCAAGUGGCUGCUCCGCUGCUUCUCAACUAACUCAAGAAAACUUUGGGCAUAUUAGAGACCAAACUCCGUUUUUCUCUCUCAGUAGAUCAAAGUUGCCCGUGAACCGAGAAUACCAUACUUGAAGUAACAUAGGCAUUCACCUUGUUCCUGUAUUUUAGUGAUGGAGCUCAGGUUUAGUCUAUUGGUGUGCUUGGCUGUGUUCAUCGUUACUACUAUAAUGCAUGGCUGUUGUGCAGGCGUCGUGGUGCAAGCUGCCGACCCCGUGGGACCAGAUUACUUCCGCACUGACCUGGGAUCAACAGCAACCCUGCAAUGUCCAGGCGUGCUAAGGUUCAGCUUACCAAUCACCUCAGUCUCCUGGUUUCGCGGAAACAGCACAAGGAUAGCAGUCAAACUGGAUAAUCGCACAUCAGUGAGUUCAGACGGGAAACUGGUGAUUCAGACCGUCAAGAAAGCAGAGCGUGGAUGGUAUUCCUGCCGGUAUACUUCCCCCAGCGGACCUGUGAUAGGCCGUACGCAUCUGACUCUUAUAGAUUUGAGGCUUGACAUCUUUGUCAUUGAUCCCUAUAGAAACGAAAUCACUCACCUUCAAAAUAUGCAGAAGCGCCAGAUCAAUAUCAGGGAGAAUAGGAUCGUUGUAUUCGACGCCAAAUCCACCAGGGGUGACGAUUUAACUCUCCGAGAUCCCUACUGGCUAUUUAAGGGAGCAAGCAAGGCACUGAGGCGGCCAUACUUCUGUUACACUGGCUAUAUAUUGGAUAGUGGAGAGUCACUAUUGCGUAUGGCGAUGCUGACAAGUGUGGCCAACUUCAGUGGUCGCUAUGACAUCAUCGCUGGCGGCCUAAGCACCUACAUAAUCGUGCAGAUCAGAGCUACGGCCGGUGAGCCGGCGAAGAUCCUGUCAAAUGAGAAGGAAGAGCAAUACCAUAUAAGCUGCGAUGAUACGUUCAUGGUCAGGGUCAAAACACAUCCUCCAACCACAAAGCAGACGACGACCACUACUACCACUACUACUACUGUGGUUCCAAGCACAAGUACAUCAGAAAGUACCAGGCGGCCAAACUCGCCUGCGGUAAUUACUACCACCACUAUCUUGUGGCCGGUGUUUGCAGCGGCGGGAAUGUGUGUGCUUUCAUGUUGCAUUAUCGCUGCGAUACUGUGCAACACCAAGAGAGGAGCAAUGACCGCGAAGGGGAUACCGGCCAAGAAAACGAGGUACGAUUAGGAGAAAAAAUCCGUUGCAAUGCUGCAAUCAGCCGGUAUUUCAGUCAUUCAGUCACCCUACCAAGAAGCAGAGUUACAUUGGAUGAAACUCGGUGACGAUGAUAUCGAUUUACUCUCUUUCUGGUGCACCACGUUAGCCUAACGGAAGUUGCUGGCAACAUCUGAAGUCAAGGUUCCAAAGAUGGAUCUCAAGGACAAAAACAGGACCACGUGGGCUAUAUUUGAACAUCCAUUUUGAGCUGUGCAAAAUGCCUAUUGCCGGCACCAUGCAGUCCU